AAAGGGGCAGCAUCCACACGCUGAACAAACAAACGCAAAACCCCAAUUCGCAGCCACACAAAUCAAAGAACAAAAUCAAACUCCAAAAUCCAAAAUAAUUGGGAUUAUCCCACGAAAGGCUCAAAACAAUCCACGCAUCGACAAAUCUUUUUCCAAAACUCCAAAAUCUCCAAUGGGUCGCACCCAUUUUUCUUCUCCGAGAAGCACACUGCAACCGGAGAACACUCACAAGUAGAUGUUCAGACUGAAUGUGUACUGCAGCAGUUGCUGCUCUCUGAUUCGCAAUAGCAAAGAUGUAAGGACCUCUUUUCGAUUUCAAUUGAGGCCAAAUCGGAGGCUGAAUCCACGGGUUUUGGCCAAGGCCUUGAAGGAUGAUCAAACUGAUGGCGGCGGCGGCAGAUUUUCCGGCCAGAAAUGGGACCCUGGCUUGGAAAUUGAAGUCCCCUUUGAACAACGCCCGGUGAAUGAAUACUCAUCUCUAAAAGACUCGGUAUUGUAUUCAUGGGGUGAGCUGGGAGCAGGGCCUUUCUUUCUUCGCCUUGGAGGGCUUUGGCUAGGAAGCUUCAUAGUCUUGGGAAUCCCCGUUGCUGCUGCAAGCUUCAAUCCUUCACGGGAACCUCUGCGAUUUGUGCUUGCUGCUGGAAUUGGAACUCUUCUCCUCGUUUCCUUGAUUGUCUUGAGAAUAUAUCUGGGUUGGAGUUAUGUGGGAGAUAGGCUGUUAUCAGCAGUUAUACCUUACGAAGAGAGCGGAUGGUAUGAUGGCCAAAUGUGGGUCAAACCACCCGAGGUUCUGGCUCGUGAUAGAUUGUUAGGAUCUUACAAGGUUAAACCGGUGAUCAACAUGCUCAAACAAACACUAGUUGGAACAGGGAUUGUUCUUGUCUCAGCUGUAUUAUUGUUCAUAUUUGCUACACCAGUAGAGGAUUUUGUUCAGACCAGAUUUUCCUCAAACCAAAACUUAUCAUCCAACGUUAAUCCAGAUUCAGACAUCAACAAAAAAUACAACUUAAGAAAGGAGCAGUUGCUUCAGUUACCGGUUGAGGUCAUGGCCGAUGAUGAGCUUGCAGCGGCAGCGGCCGAAGCAGCCGACGGUAGACCGGUCUACUGUAGAGAUCGGUAUUACCGAGCGUUAGCUGGGGGACAAUACUGCAAAUGGGAGGACUUGAUCAAGUAAAUACAAAGCUGGGGAAGUAAUGUUGAUAAAACAACUUAGUUUCUGUUCCAAGUAAAAUCACAAUCCUGCGAAAGAAUUUUAUCAUUCUACAUAAUUCGCCAAUUAUGUAAGUCUUAUUUUUUGUUAUUUGUUAUAAUGUUCAUAAGUUUUGGUUAUUUAAGUUGAAGGAAAGAGAAGUACUAUUCAAGAAGCGAGCUUCGGUUUACCUUAAGCUGAAUAGAAUGGAUGGUUGAUAUACAAUAUAAAAAAUACCUUUUGACUUUGCCAUCUAUUUAGAAAAAA
This is a messenger RNA of Benincasa hispida (wax gourd), 1456 nucleotides long. RefSeq names its product DUF1230 family protein (DUF1230) (gene CGLD27). Lineage: Eukaryota; Viridiplantae; Streptophyta; Magnoliopsida; Cucurbitales; Cucurbitaceae. The record is from RefSeq and is a predicted model, not a curated record.